Messenger RNA from Drosophila serrata, 2058 nucleotides. RefSeq lists its product as uncharacterized. Lineage: Eukaryota; Metazoa; Arthropoda; Insecta; Diptera; Drosophilidae. The record is from RefSeq and is a predicted model, not a curated record.
AUGCCAACCUUAAGGACUUUACUCAUUUUCAUAAUCACUGGAUCCUUGGUUAAGGGAAGCGACAAUGCCCAGCUACAAUUCCUCAACAAACUCACCGAUAUCAUUGGCAAUGAACGGGUGUUUGAGACAAUUGUAAUGGUUUGGCAUCAUGAAGAUGAGGAUUGUUUUCUCCAGCAUUGGAAUCCCAACGGAGUUCCCAUUCUACGGUCCAAUGAGAUGGGCGAGAUCCGAAUAAGGGGCACUUUUAAUAAAAAUGCAGUAGCAAUUGUCUGUCUCACGGGAAACUCCUUUCACGACUCCCAUCUCCUUGAAGCUGUUGCAGGAGCUUUCGAGACAUUGCGUCAGCAGAGGAUCCUACUGUUGACCAAAAGAAAAAUAUCAAGGAAAUUUAUUAAAUGGAUCUCCAUUCAAGCGGGGAAGCAUAAAUUUAUGCGUAUGCUAGUUCUGGAAAUAGGUGGUCUUCCCACUGAAGUCACUUCAUAUCGCCUUGAGGCCUUUCCCAUACCUCAUUUUAUUCGAAUCAGGAAUAUUUCGAAAAUCAAAGAGAUCAAGUUCUACAAUCGAAAGUACGAUUUUCAAGGAAAGACGAUUUUUGUCAAGCCAAGCACGGACGAGGAUGGAAAUGUAGGAACUAGUCUUUAUCCCAUAACCCGAUUGGAGGACAUGGAGGUCAUAGAGUUUAUCCGGAAGUACAAUGGGAGUUUGAAAGUGCUUGCUGGAAACCACAGUGAUGAUGAUGUUUGUGAUAUCCAAUUAAGUACGCAGAUUAUAACCCUGGCAAACGUAUCUACACAAAUGGACUUAGUAAAUCCCCAUUCUGCAGCAUCUCUAUUGGUUGUUGUGCCCUGCAGCAAUGAGCUGAGCUUUGAGGAUGUUUUAAGAAGCCUGGGAGUCCUGACAUGGAUGUGGUACCUACUAUGCGUUUAUGCUGCCUUUGUCUUCGUGGAGACCUUAAUUCUUGUGGUAACACAUCGCUUAACUGGAGAAUAUCGUUUGCUUACCCUAUGGAAUCCACUCAUGAAUCUGCGAGCAUAUCGGGCCAUUCUAGGCCUUUCCUUUCCAGAGUUGCGACGAGCAAGUCUCUCACUUCGACAACUUUUUCUGGCCAUUACACUGUUUGGAUUCAUAUUCAGUAACUUCUUCAGCUGCAAGCUGAGUGCCUUGCUCACAAGUCCUAUAAAACGAGCUCAAGUCCGAAACUUUGAGGAGUUGAGAGAGAGCGGAAUGAUUACAGUCACAAACAAUUACGUUCGUUCGUAUAUCGAGAAUGAAAUCGAUCCUGAGUUCUUUCAAAGGGUUAUCCCAAAAUUUAUAACCGUGGGACACAUGGAACGGCAAGUUGUCGACUACAAGUAUUAUUGUGAGUCACCGGACUUAAUUAUCACUGAGAACUUACCUUGGGUAUAUGUAAUGCCGAAUAACUCGUUCUAUAGCUGGCCAUUAUCCCGAUUCCUAAUGAGUGUCCACGAGAGCGGUAUUACCAAACAUUGGAUUAAGACAAUUAUCAAGCGUUUGGCCAAGGCCUUUAAAGUAAAGGUGCCGCAAAGAAAAUCAGAAGCAGCUCCCAUAAGUUUGCAGAAUCUGAGCUGGUUGUGGGAACUACUAAUCUUGGGCUAUGUUAUAGCCACUUUGCUGCUGAUUAUUGUGGCCCUGGCCAGUGGAGCCACUCGUGGCCGAGAUUACCUGCCACGCCCCCCGGCAAAGGCUUACGUCUACCCCCCACCAUCACCCAGCACAAUGGCUGCCCUGCGGAGGAUCAUCCAGGGACACCUGGAGCGCUUCCACCAGGCGGAACUGAAUCAGCAGGCGCAACAGCAGACCCAGUUCUCCCGCCGGGCCCUUGCCCAACAGACGAAGGCGGAAUUGGGGCAAAAGCCGCAGGCCAUGAUGCAAGUGUAUGUGGUUUCCGGUGCCGCCUCCGACAACGUCCUGGAGUAUGCAGUGCCCCCCAAUUCGCCGACGCCGAAGAACUAUGCGCAGAACUUCCUGCCCGAGGGCAAGGAUGUGGUACCCGGAAGCUCUUACAUUCCGCUGCGGUUGCUAGUGAUAAAGCGCUGA